Messenger RNA from Hippocampus zosterae (dwarf seahorse), 991 nucleotides. RefSeq lists its product as uncharacterized. The transcript is spliced from 2 exons. Bases 41 to 976 code for a protein of 311 amino acids. NCBI's taxonomy places the organism in Eukaryota, Metazoa, Chordata, Actinopteri, Syngnathiformes, Syngnathidae. The record is from RefSeq and is a predicted model, not a curated record.
GGCCCGUCAGCGUGUGGCGUGACUUGAAAGAAAGGACAUCAUGUCGUCACCCAGCGACUUUUUGUGUGGCCGAGGAGUGUCGGAGGACAUCCUUUCACUUAUGGAGGAGCAGAGGAUUGACAGUGAUGUCAUAGCACUGAUGGACGAUGCCACCCUUGCCAAUUAUGUCCCGUGCUAUGGAGACCGUAUAGCACUCUUCAAUUUUUGCAAGACUCAACAGCUCCCAUCCAAAAGAAAAAAUGGACUUUUGGAAAAAUUACGUGAAAAAAUGAAAAUCAGGAAAGAAAGCGGGAAAGAAGACACUUCCUCAAAGACACAACAAGCAAGACAGACGAAGAGGCAGAAAACAACGAGAAAUGUUGCAAUUGGAUGGAUACACAAUGAUGGAAAAAUAACCAAACCGGUGAGGGAGAAGCAGAGAGGGGGUACCAGAAAACUUCAAAUGUCCACAGAAGCUAGGUUGAAAGAAAUUCUCGAGGAAGGAAAGAAACUAUUUUUCCCCGAUGGAAUUUCUCCUAAAGGAUCUGAAUUGGACUUUCAGUUUGAGGUGUGGGAUUUCAAACAAAACCUCCUAACUGAUGAAACCUGCCAAUCCAUCGGCAAUAUGUAUGAGGCUGCAAAGCUCACGUUGUUGCGCUUUUACAUUGCAAUAAGGCCAAAGGACGACCACCAUGAUGGCAGCACAGCGUCCAAAGAAGUAUUGGUUGUGUCACACGAUGCCAGUGACUACAACUCUGAAAUUGAAGAGGUCUCUGUCGAUUCAAAUGAAAUCUACACAGCAUUCGACAUUUCUGUUGAUUCAGAAAUUACUUUUGGCCCCACAUACAACACGGAGGGAGAUGCAGACAUCACACUUAUCUAUGAUGGUCCACCUGAUCCACAAGAUGUGAUGAUAAUAACUGUGCACUACACUGACACAUUGAAUGAUAUGAUCAUAGCAUUCUCUGAAAAUGCAAUCUUAAAUCACUCAAUGUGAAACGCAUACUCCCAG